AUGGUCAAGGAUUGUAUGGAUUAUGUGAAGAAAUUCCAGGCAUGUCAAUUCCAUGCCAACUUUAUACAUCAGCCGUCGGAGCCGCUAUAUCCCUCAAUUCCUUCAUGGCCAUUUGAUGUGUGGGGUCUUGAUGUGGUAGGACCGACAGCACCCAAAUCUUCUGGCGGUCAUUCUUACAUCCUUGCAGCCACAGACUACUUUUCAAAAUGGGCAAAAGCUGUACCUCUAAAGGACGUGAAGAAAGAAAACGUAGUGAGCUUUAUCAAAGUAAACAUCAUUUAUUGGUAUGGUGUGCCGAGUUACAUCAUCACAAAUAAUGGAAAGCCAUUCUCGAACCAGUUAAUGGAUAAACUAUGUGAUGAUUUCGGUUUCAAGCAACGCAAUUCUUCAACGUACAAUGCUCCAACCAACGGUCUUGUAGAACCGUUCAACAAAACUCUUUGCAACCUGUUGAAGAAAGUUGUCGGGAGAACCGAGAAAGAUUUCAUGAAAGGAUAA
Messenger RNA from Prunus persica (peach), 498 nucleotides. RefSeq lists its product as uncharacterized. The coding region runs from base 1 to 498 and encodes 165 amino acids. Lineage: Eukaryota; Viridiplantae; Streptophyta; Magnoliopsida; Rosales; Rosaceae. Gene Ontology annotation, biological process: DNA integration. Gene Ontology annotation, molecular function: nucleic acid binding. The transcript has a single exon. The record is from RefSeq and is a predicted model, not a curated record.